Nasonia vitripennis (jewel wasp) is the source of this 6677-nucleotide messenger RNA. RefSeq names its product dedicator of cytokinesis protein 9 (gene Ziz). Gene Ontology annotation, biological process: small GTPase-mediated signal transduction; positive regulation of GTPase activity. The transcript is spliced from 26 exons. The record is from RefSeq and is a predicted model, not a curated record. Gene Ontology annotation, molecular function: guanyl-nucleotide exchange factor activity. Bases 193 to 6516 code for a protein of 2107 amino acids. NCBI's taxonomy places the organism in Eukaryota, Metazoa, Arthropoda, Insecta, Hymenoptera, Pteromalidae.
CUCGGUGUCAGUCGUGUGCGGCUGUUUGAUGUUGACGGACUCGUUUUUAGCCAGUGAAUGGGAGACUGUCAAUGCCAUGCUAAUAUGCGGUGCAGAGCGGCGUCGUCGGCAACGCGUGAAGACGACGAGGAGAGGAAGUAGUGGACGCCGGUGAGGAUCGCAACGAAACUUUGGAAGUAGAGCGCAGCGAAGAUGAGCGAGAGAAAGUUCACGCGAGCCUUGGGGAAACCCGGAAUGGCUGCGCAACUGCGGGAAACCGUGUCGCAGGUUGUCCGUGAAAGUACUGUGCAGAGUAAGCUGCACUUGGUGGAACCUGUGGAUUAUGAAAGUUUUAUUCAGAAAAACAAAACCCUGCUACACAACGAUGCCCAGCGAGAGCUGCUGUUGUACCCCCCGGAUGAUGUUUCCCAUGUUGUCAUGCCUAGGCAGUAUCGUACAACCAACCUGACUACACCCAAAACAAACUUGGAGGAAGUGAAUCUCUUAACAGAAGAAUGUAUUAAAAGUUAUUCCUCGGACUGGAAUACAAUACAUUACAAGUAUUCAGCUUAUAGCGGAUCAUAUCUUGAGCUUCCUCGCAAUGGUUACAACGAAGAGAAAACUGAUCAAUUAAAAGAUGAGAUAUAUGAAAUUGACGUAGAUGUCGAUCAAAUCGACGAGGAUAUUAUGAAACGCGAAGGCAUAACAAAGGAAGGUUAUUUGAUGAAAGGACCGGAAAUUGGAAACAGUGAUCGUAUGUUUUCAAAUCUGGGAUCCAAAUCAUUCAAGAGACGCUUUUGCCAUUUGCGACAGCAAGUCGAUGGCACAUAUAUAUUAGAGUUUUUUAAAGAUGAGAAGAAAGGAGAUGUUAAAAUUGCUAAUUUAGAUUUUUGUACAGAAGUAGUGAGAAAUCCAAAAAGAGGAAAAUUUUGUUUUGAACUCAAAAUGAAUGGUCCUCAAAAAUCUUAUACAUUAGCUGCUGAAACUGAAAACGAUUUGCAGGAUUGGGUCACAAAGUUAAAUACCGUACUGCAACACUAUAAACAGCAAGAGGAAAAGUGCGCUGCCUGGUUAGAGAAAACUUCUAACACUCAAUCAUCAACAGUGAAUUCACAUCAAGUUUAUGGGACAUUAAAAGGUUUAGAACAGAGUAUGAAUCCACAGUUAAUUAGGUAUUCUCAAGAAACAGAUAUUAGUAUUUCAUUGGCUAGGAAGAAGAACAGGAAGCAUUUAUUUCAAGUGAAUCUUUUGCAUAAUAUUAAAUCAUUAUCAGUCCAUGAAAACAAUAUUGAGCCAUAUAAAGAGCAAUUCAACCAAAGAAUAUUUGUAAAAUGUGAGAGCAUCAAGUUUAAGUUGCAAGCUCCAAUAGAGGAACAGGAAUCUUUGUGCCAAGUAGAGCCAUACUACACGACAUUAAGUGUAUUUGAUGCUAGAAAUAACAAAAAAAUCAGUGAAAAUUUUUAUUUUGACACCAAUCAUGAAUCUGUACAAAAUAUGAUCAAACUAGAAGAAAGCUCAAAAGAAAACGGUUUAGAAUUACCGGAUGAUUUAAAAAAUAUUUCAGUUACCUGGCUUAGCAAGUUAAAGCAAGCUAUUUUCAGCAUAAGUAAUCCACAUCCAGAUAUAUUUCUUGUAGUGAGGAUAGAAAAGGUUUUGCAAGGUAGUAUUUAUCAAACUUGUGAACAGUAUAUAAAAGCAGCAAAAGAUCCUCGCAUAAGUAUAAAAGCGCACAAACAAGUUCAAGCUUGUUGCCAAAGACUAGGGAGUUAUAGAAUGCCAUUUGCUUGGUCUGCAAGACCAUUAUUUAGGCUGUAUAGUAACGAAUUGGAUACUUCUUCAGAUUUCUUAGCAAUUUAUCGACAAGAAGGAAACAAGAUGAAAGAUGAAGAAUUAUUAAAAUUACUUUUAGAAUAUAGAAAGCCUGAUAGAUUGAAUAAAUUGACAAUAAUACCUGGCUGGAUAAAAAUUAAAAUUGAAGCAACCACAGAAGUUCCCGAGAAUUCUUUAACGACGUCUUUAGCGACAUUAAAACCUUUUCCCAUACCACCAUCAUCUGAUAUUACAUUAGAAAUAGCAGAAUUUGAGAGUUCAUCUGAGAAAGAUGUUCAUCCUUACACAACAUAUACGAACCAUUUAUAUGUAUAUCCACAAAAUCUGUUAUUUGAUACACAAAAGAUAUUUAGUAGAGCUAGAAAUAUUGCAUGCAUUGUAGAAAUGAAGGAUAAUGACACUGAAAACGCACAACCAUUAAGAUGUAUUUACGGUCGACCUGGAACUGCCUUAUUAAUCUCGAGAAUCUCAUGUCCAGUUCUACACCAUAGCACAACACCAUCAUGGUACGAAGAAAUCAAAAUAAGAUUACCACUGAAACUUCACUAUAAACACCAUCUCCUGUUUACUUUUUAUCAUAUAAGUUGUGAUAUAAAUAAGAAAAAAGAGAAUGGAAUUGAAAACUGCCUUGGGUAUGCUUGGCUGCCACUAUUGACUAAGGGCCGUCUUGCAUUCAUAGAAGAAAGUAUAAAAGUUUUGCCAGUGGCUACUCAUUUACCUGAUGGAUAUUUAUCUAUUCAACCACUUGGUUUAGGGAAAGGUAAUGCUGGACCUGAAAUAUUGUGGAUCGACUCUCAAAAGCCAAUUUUUACAAUUUCUGUUCAAAUGAGUUCAACUGUUUUUACUAAAGAUUUACACUUGCACAAUCUAUUUACGCAUGCUGAAAAAAUUAUAGACCCGACAUGCGUGGCUAUACCAUCGAAUUCAGAAACUUGUAAAAUACUAAAAGCUGCACAUGAAAUUCAAUUAACAACUACUAUAACAUUUUUACCAACGAUUUUAAAUCUCUUAUUCACGUUAUUGACAAGUAAAGUCAAUGACGAAGUAAACCAAUGUAUUGUUAGAUUAUUGAUUCACAUUAUAGAUUUAAUACAUGAAGCUGGACGACAAGAAAUUUUGCUGGCCUACAUUAAGUUUAUUUUUGUGCAACCAGCAAGUAAAAAUAAUGAUGCUUUGACAGUUCACGAACAACUUGCUAAAUAUUUACCAAUUUUCUUACAACCAAGUAGUGCUGAUUUGUCACUUGUAAAUAAAUUCAUGUUCCAUUCUGGACUAUUUUUUGAUAUAAUGAUUAAAAGUAUGGCUCAACAUCUUUUAACAAGUGGCCGAAUAAAGAUGCAUCGAUCUGAAAGAUUUACGAAUGAAUAUCAAAAACAAAUAGAAUCUUUUGUGCAAUUAAUCAUACCUCAGAUAAUGAAUAAAUAUAAGGAAACACCAGUUGAAACGUAUGCUCUUAAUAAAAGUCUUGCAUUAUUUUUAAAGCGUUGUCUCACAUUUAUGGAUCGUGGAUUCGUUUUUAAAUUAAUUAAUUUAUACGUGGAAAAAUUCGCCUUUGGAGGUUCCCGGACAUUACAUGACAUGAAAUUUGAUUUUCUUCAAAUCGUAUGUUCUCACGAACAUUUUAUUUCUUUUAAUUUGCCAUUAAUGCAAUCAUGGAGUGCAACAAAAGACAUACCCAAUACUGAGUUUUACUUGUCAGAUAAUUUUUGCAAGUAUCAUUUCCUAGUUGGGCUUAUAUUAAAACAAGUAAAAGUAUCUUUAAACGAAAUUGUUCCCAUUCGUAAAAUAGCUCUUUCUACUUUACGAAAUUUGUUGGCCAAACAUGAAUUAGAUGAUAGGUAUCAAGAUAAGGGUCGAAUAAAUAGAAUAUCGUCUUUGUAUAUACCAUGGUUGGGUAUUGUACUAGAAAAUCUUGAUCGCUUUGAGGCUGUAAAUAGUCUGAAAAAUGAUUUACAACACAACUUAGCGAACAGAACUAGCAUUAUAAACAGCGUAUCCACUACCACGAGUACUCCUAUAAAAACUCCUCACAAAUGCUCACCGCACAUAGAAUCUUCUCCAUUACGAGGAUCUACCCAUAUAAGGGAUUCGACCUACUUGUCGGCUAUUGCUGGCCACGAUAUGGUUAACGGAUAUUCUUGCACAAGUAUUGAAUCUGAUUUAUCGACCGCAUCUAGCAUAACUCAAUCAAAUGCUUCUCAAGAGACUACUAUUUACAAUUGUGAGUCGUCAGAUAUCAAUGAUGAAAUAAGAAAGCACAAAAAACAUUCGCGCUCAGUUAGUAUUUCUCAGACAGUUACUUCUUCGUCGAGAUGUGAUAAAUUUCAAGCCUUAGAGGUGCAAGAUAUAUUACUUUGCUUCCUAUUUAUAGUCAAAUAUUUAGAAGACAAUCGAAUGAUACUCUGGUGGCAACAAUGCAAUGAAAUCGAAAUUCAAAAGUUUUUGUCAGUUCUUGAGUUGAGCCUACAUCAUUUCCGAUAUCUCGGAAAAAGACAAUACCCAAAAGUUAUUGAACAAGAUAUCACAAAGCUAAGGCCUAUCAAAUCUUUGACAUUGCCAGCCAGAAUGGCACCACCUGACUUUUCCAAUGACAAUUCUGUUAAUACUGGCACCCUGCAGCCUCACAAUAAUAUUAGGGAGAAUUUGUUAGAAAAUAAUCACGAGAAACUUCAUCACAUUACCACACAAGCUAAUUUGGCUGUUGAAGUCGGUCUUAUUGUACUCGAUUCUCUAGGAUUGUUUAGUUUUCAUUUUAAGGAUUUGCUACUCGACGGUACCAAGGAUAACCAGCUUUUACAACAAGUUAUGAAUGUUUACUUAACAUUCCUGCAAGUUGGGCAAUCGGAAAAUUUACUUCGACACGUUUUCGCUAGUUUGAGAGCUUUUCUAAACAACUUUUCCGUAACUUUAUUUCAAGGUAAUACUGUACUUUGUGGACGACUAUGUUAUGAACUGCUAAGAUGUUGUAACAGUAAAUUAAGUUCUAUUAGACAAGAAUCAUGUGCUUUGUUGUAUUUACUUAUGCGAAGUAAUUUUGAGUUUACUAGUAGAAAGGGAUUGACAAGAGUUCAUCUUCAAGUUAUGAUUUCGGUUUCGCAAAUGUUGGGAAACAUUAUUGGUCUGAAUAAUUCAAGGUUUCAAGAAUCUCUCUCACUUAUAAACAGUUAUGCCUGUUCCGAUAAGGUGAUGAAAGGUACUAGUUUUCCUCACGAGGUUCAAGAUUUAAAUAAAAGAAUUAGGACUGUACUGAUGGCAACGGCACAAAUGAGAGAUCAUAACAAUGAUCCAGAAAUGUUGCUCGAUCUUGAACACAGUUUAGCAAACUCUUAUGCUAGUACGCCAGAAUUACGUCACACAUGGUUAGAAACAAUGGCUCGAAACCACAUACGAGAUGAGAAUUAUUCAGAAGCUGCCUGUUGUCAAUUACACAUAGCUGCAUUAAUGGCUGAAUAUUUGAAACUGAAAGAGCUGAAUGAAUGGGGCGCUGAGGCUUUUGAUAAAAUAUCUAAGAAUAUAUCCAGAGACGAAAAAGGUCUUAAACUAGAUGCUGGAGCACAAGAUGUCCAUUAUACUGAACAUAUAUUAUUAGAACAAUUAGAAUCUUGUGCUGAAAUGUUGGAUAAAGCAGAAAGAUUUGAAUCUCUUGGACAUUUAUAUCGCUUAAUAAUACCUAUGUACGAAAGAAAGAGAAACUAUCAAGCCUUAUCCAAUUGCUACUCCCAUCUGACACAAGCGUGUAACAAAGUUGUACAAGUCAAUAAAAGUGGAAAACGAUUACUUGGGCGAUUCUAUAAAGUUACUUUCUUCGGUUCGGCUUACUUUGAACAAGAGAAUGGAGUAGAUUUUAUUUAUAAAGAACCAAAAGUGACUUCACUUUCUGAAAUCUCCGAACGUUUGCGGAACCUUUAUUCGGAAAAGUUUGGAAGUGAUAAUGUUAAAUUAAUUAUGGAUUCAGGACCCGUUCAAAUAUCUGAUUUAGAUCCCAAAAUAGCUCACAUACAAGUGACGUACGUCGUGCCGUAUUUUGAUGAAAUGGAAUUAGAUGUUCGAUUGACUGAGUUUGAACGAAAUCACGACAUAUCUUGUUUUAUGUUUGAAAUUCCUUUUACUCAAGAAGGAAAUAAAGCCAGAGGAAGUCCGAAAGAUCAAUGGAAACGAAGAACGAUAUUGACAACACAAUACUCAUUCCCAUACGUGACGAAACGUAUUAAAGUAGUUGAAAAAAGAGUUAUAGAGUUGAGUCCAAUUCAAGUAGCUUUGGAUGAAAUGAGACAAAGAGUACAAGAACUACAAGACGUUGCUUUGACCGGUGGGCCCGCGGAUGCUAAAAAACUGCAAUUGAAGCUGCAAGGAAGUGUUUGCGUAACGGUCAAUUCGGGACCUUUAGCGUAUGCUUCAGCAUUUUUGGAUCCUGAGGUGUCUCAUCAGUAUCCCGAAGAAUUAGUUCAAGAGUUGAAAGAUGUUUUUAGAGAAUUUGUUAAAAUUUGCUACACGGCUUUACAAAUUAAUAGUAAGCUGAUUGCAUGUGAUCAAUACGAAUACCAAGAAGUGUUACGUGAAAAUUAUCAGAUCUUCUGCCAGAAUCUCUCGUCUCUUUUGGGACAACCAGUGUGGCCUGACGAGCAAAUCACGAGCUUUAAGCGCAAUAGCGCUGCUCUCUUUAAUGCCAUUAGCGGUACGACGAACAGUCAUUCUAGUACAGCUUAACAAAAGAUCAAGACUGAUAUUUAAGAAUUUCUUACAAGUCUAUACGGACAUAGAAAAAAUUGUAUUCUUUAUUCUUUUAAAAAGCAUUUAUUAAACUGUUUAAAUCUAUUAAUUUUAAAUAACUCAAAAUUUAUGUUAAAUAUACUGAUGUUAUAUGUUAA